Messenger RNA from Staurois parvus, 261 nucleotides. The record is from the annotation of a GenBank genome assembly. Lineage: Eukaryota; Metazoa; Chordata; Amphibia; Anura; Ranidae.
CCCUCUCAGAUGGGGUGAUUCACUCACAAAUGACUGGAGAAAAGCGGGCGGAUGACACAUCUGUUUCUGCUUAGUUUAUACCAGGGGCGGAAUGACAACUCAUGGGGCUCCCGGGCAAUAGGGGAUCAUGGGGCCCCUGUGUCCUUGCCAAAACUCAAAAAAGCCUAUGAAAAAAGUACCAGGGGAAUCUCCUGGGGCCCCCUACUGACCCCAGGCCCUCGGGCAGUGCCUGAGUUUCCAAAUGGUCAGUCCGCCCCUGGU